Pollicipes pollicipes is the source of this 3867-nucleotide messenger RNA. RefSeq names its product hemicentin-1. NCBI's taxonomy places the organism in Eukaryota, Metazoa, Arthropoda, Thecostraca, Pollicipedomorpha, Pollicipedidae. The transcript is spliced from 26 exons. The record is from RefSeq and is a predicted model, not a curated record. Gene Ontology annotation, cellular component: axon; neuronal cell body; plasma membrane. Gene Ontology annotation, molecular function: axon guidance receptor activity. Gene Ontology annotation, biological process: homophilic cell-cell adhesion; synapse organization. The annotation marks the transcript as partial.
AUGCAGUUCUUUCCUCCGAGGAUUCAGCUUCUGACUUGCCGCGGAAGGUGGCGGUGCGAGACGGCCAGCCGCUCCGCCUGGGGUACGACCGUCGCCGGCACCCCGCCUCCGGAGACGCGCUGGCUCAAGGACGGGCAGCCGCUGCCGCCCCAGCUCAGGGGCGGUUCCGAGCAGCCCGGACAGCUAUUCAUUCCGAGCGCCACACCCGAGGAUUCUGGAAAGUACUCCCUGGUAGCCUCAAGUGUGGCCGGAGAGACCCGUCACUCAUUCCAGGUCAAGGUCGUGUCCCUCGUCGUCAGCGACGAAGGCUGGCAGGACCAGGUGGAUGUCAUUGACGGCAAGGAGUUCGGCAUGAAGUGCCCAGUCACCGGAGACGUCACAGGCAUCAAGUGGUACAAGGACGGAAAGAGCAUCGCCGAGGUGUUCACCUUCACCCGCUCUGAUCAGACGCACGUGGUAUUCGGCGACGGCGGCCGCAGUCUGCGCAUACCGGAGGUGGUCGCGGAGGACUCGGGUCAGUACACGUGCGAGGCCGAGACAGAGGCGGGCAGCGUGAAGUUCAGCACCAAGUUGAAUGUGCUGGUGCCGCCGCGGUUCGGCGAUCCGUUCCACGAGCCACGUGAAAGCGUGCUGACCGAGCAUGAGCAGCUGCAGCUCGACUGUCAGGUGGACGGCUACCCCGCGCCGCAGGUCCGCUGGUUCAAGGACGGCCUGCCCAUCCCGGAGGACAGCGUGAGGCAGGUGAUGGUGUCGGCAGAUGGGGAGAAGCUCACACUGCGCGGACAGCUCGGCGUUGCAGGCGACUACAGCUGUGAGGUGGUGAACAGCGCAGGCACCGCGCGUCGUCAGUUCCCGGUGCGCGUGAAGGUGGCGCCGCGGCCGGCCGGGCCCGACCCGCAGCGGGUUACCGUCUUCCGCGGCGACACGGUCACUCUCAACUGCUCGGUGGUGGGCGCGCCGCCGCCCCGAAACGUCUGGAACAAGGACGGCCGCCAGGUGGUCGGUGUAUCCUGGGCGGAUCCGGAGUUCGCGUACUACCCUCUGCUCGGCGAGCUGUCGGACCGCCUGCUGGUCAGCUCGGCCCGCCUCUCCGACGCAGGCCAGUUCGAGUGUAUCGGCAAGAACCGGCUGGGGGAGGCCAGGCGACGCAUCCAACUCAUUGUGAAUGGUGUUCCCGUGAUAGAUGGUGCUGGGGAGGAGGUGCGCCGACUGCCGGUGAUACCGGGGGAUUCGAUCACCCUCUCCUGUCCCGUGCAGUCGUACCCGCUGGCCACAGUCACCUGGACCAAGGAUGGCGAAGUCGUCAAGGUCAUCACCCCACCGGAGCUGGACGACGGCGUUUCUGGCAGCGGCUCAGACGAGCUGCCGUUCGACGUGCCUGCAGCCACGCGGCGGCGGCGGCGGCGGCGGCGGGACAUCGAGGUGCCCGACCUGUCCACCUUGCUCGGGGCCGAGGAGGCGGCGGCCGGCGGCAGGACGGCGGGUGAUCCGGCACCACCGACCGACCGCUUCAGCCCCGGCGACACGAGUUUGACGCUGAGUUCGGUCCGGCCCGAUGACGACGGCCUGUACACCUGCACGGCCUCCAACGAGCAUGGCCGUGCCGCCAUCCAGGCCAGCGUCCAGGUGCUCGAGGCGCCGACCAUCCUGGAGAGUCCCUCGGAGCGGCGCGUGGUUCUGCACGACUCCGCCGCACUGACGUGUGAGGCAAUCGGCACCCCUCCGCCGGUCGUCUCCUGGUUCAAGGACGGCGAGCCUAUCUCUGAGCUUUCGAUCCCGCAUCUGUACGAGUCCGCCGAUGGUUUGGAGGUGCUGGUCCAGCUGGCCUCCCCCGAGAUGGCUGGCACCUACACCUGCGAGGCGCUCAACGCCGCCGGAAAGGCGUCGCGGGACACUCUGCUCACCGUCGUAGAGCCGCCCGAGAUCGUGGUACCGGACUCCACGGACCUGUCGGUGGUCGAGUCGGACGGCCAGACUCUCACCUGCCAGCUGGCCACCGCUCGGCCGGCCGGUGUCAGCUGGAUGCACAACGGCCGCCCGCUGGGCCAGCUGCCGCACCGGCUCCGUGACCAGAACCGCACACUGCUGAUUCCCUCCAUGAAGCGGGAGGACGCCGGCCAGUUCACCUGUCUGGCGUCGAACGAAGCCGGGCAGGACGAGCUGACCUACUCGGUGGAGGUGCUCGUGCCACCGUACUUUGAUGACGAUGUGGCUGAGUACGAGGAGAAGGUGCAUCGGUCCAUAGUGCUGCGGUGCCCUGUCGUGGCCAUUCCCCAUCCCGACAUCACGUGGUAUAAGGGGGAGGAGCCGGUGCCGGCGACGUCUGGCUGGACCGUGUCGGCGCACGGUCACCUCCUGCGGAUCGCCAGCUUGCGGCCAGAGCACGCCGGCGACUACACCUGCCAUGCCCGCAACGUGCUGGCCGAGGCGAGCUGGACCGUCUCCCUGGCCGUGCUCGAGCCGCCGUCCAUCUCUCCGCCGCUGCCGUCGCUGCUGCUGACCCCCGGCGAGCCCCUGGAGGUGCCGUGCGUUGCCACUGGCCAGCCACCGCCCCGCAUCAGCUGGUACAGCGACAGGCCCGAGCUGUCGUCGGACGGCUCCCUGGUGGAUGAGGGGGGCACCCUGCGCGCCGCCGCCGCCCGGACCGAGCACAGUGGCCUCUACACGUGCUUGGCCUGGAAUGGCGUCGGCCUGGACCGCGCCCAGGUGUUCGUCGCUGUCAUCGCGCCCCCCACACUGGACCCAGCCGACCGGGAGCGGACCGUGCUGGAGCACGAGGCCACAGCGAUCCGGUGUCCGUUGGACCGUCUGGACCUGGACUCAGAUGUCGUCUGGUUCCGGGACGGGAUCGAACUGUGGGGCAACACGUCAUCGCUGAUCAUCUCCGCCGACGAUCGGACCCUCUUGCUGCCGGCCGUCCAGCUCGCUGACGCCGCCGCGUACAUGUGUCGGGCCGAAAAUGAGAUCGGCCGCGCUCGCCACGAGGUCCUCCUGCGCGUGCUGGUGCCGCCCCGGCUCAAGGAUUACCCGGAGCGGCUGGAGGCGCUGCAGGGCGAGGACGUCGUCAUUGGGUGUGACCUGGAGGCCAGCGAGCCGGCAGCGGAGCGCAUCUGGCGCCGCGACGGCCGUCCCAUCGACACGAACGACAGGGUGCAGCUGCUGCCGAGCGGGGCCCUCCAGCUGCGAAACGUGACGUCCGAGGACGCCGCCAGCUACACGUGUCGCGCGCACAACGAGGCCGGAGAGGCGGUGCGGCGAGCGGCGCUGGAUGUGCUCACGCCGCCCUCAGCCGCCGUCGAGGCGGAUACGGUGACGGUGCUGGAGGGUGACCCUCUGCGGUUGAUGUGCGACGCCUCCGGUAACCCGGAGCCGGAGGUCAGCUGGUGGCGGACGGCGCCGGGACAGGAGUCUACCGCGACCCUCUCCGAUCUGUGGACCUUCGCUCCCUACAUGGCCUCAGACAACCACAUCUACAAACAAAGCUCGGAGCUCGGUGACGCCGGCCUAUUCCACUGCAAGGCCGUCAGCGAGGUGGGCCGCGCCUCCGUCGACGUGCGCGUCACGGUCGUUAGUCCGCCGGCCUUCGUCGACGCGUCGGUGCCGACGGAGCUCGUGGUGCGCGCCGGCGAGUCGACUCUGCUCGACUGCCGUAACACGGGCCAGCCACCGGCAAAGGUGAUAUGGUUGAGGGAUGGUAUGGAGUUGCCUGCGGUUGUGGGCGAUCAAGAGCAUACGCUGUCGCUGCCUUCGCUGGCUCCCACGGACGCCGGGGACUACACCUGCAUUGCCGUAAAUGAAGCCGGCAAACUGAAGCGGGAAUUCUCGGUCAAAGUUUUGAGUGUUCCCAGCGUCCGACGCAGCGAGAAC